AUGCCCGCUGGCUCCUCGGCAACGUCAAUCGCUCUCGCCGCUUUGGUCCCUCUGCGUUUGGCCCUGCAAACGUUCUUCACGUGGGCCAGCGCUUCGGCGAUGAUGCGUCGAUUAAGAGAUCUUGAUAACUUGUCGAUAACCAACUCUACAACCGCCAUGUCCUCCCUUCGAAAUGGAACUGUCGUUGCGGAGCCGUCGAAUGCAGAGCAGCGGACUUCAAAACACUUUUGCGAUGCGGCUGCCGAUGUUGUUUUCCAAUCAUCAGAUGGUGUCUUGUUCCGCGUCUACCGAUCCCGCCUUGAGGCAAACACAGGAGGAUUUGCUCCUGCCAAAAUUCCUACCCUUGAUGAGGUCGUUGUACUCUCUGAGCCAGCGGAGGUUCUGGAACUCCUCUUUCAAUUCACCCAUCCAUCACGCCAACCAUCCGUUCUGAAUCUUGAAUUCGAUCUGCUCUUUGCUUUGGCGGAGGCGGCGGAGAAAUACGAGGUAUACGGCGCGAUGAAUACAUGCAAUAUCCGAAUGCAUUACGUAGUCGAACAGAAACCUAUGGAGAUCUUGAACUAUGCCUUGAAACAUGGCUAUACAGAUCUCGCCGAUAAAGCAGCUCCCGUCACAGUUUCCGCCCCUUCAGCGUUGACGCUAGCAGCUCAAAUUCUCACAGUCCCCGGAGCUUUGGUGGCCUGGGUCAAUUACUAUGCACAAUGGGAUCGAUUAGCGAGGGAUUCUUUGGAUUUAAUUCCGAAGAGCUCCAAGCAUGGAAGUCACCCCAACGCUUGGGCUUCGAUCACAGACCAACACAUCCGUAAAGUUGUCCUCGACCCCAGACGCUUCGAGAUCGAUUCAAUCUCUUGUAACCAAUCUAUCUUCAUUUUGAAACUAUCACAGCACUCAACGUUUCCGAUGCGCUCUCGCCACUCCGUGAAAUGCGUCUUUGAAUGUGACCUUCCCGAUGGCGCGUGCAACUGGUCAGGACAAAACGAUGUGAAAGCGGAUGCGUAUGUUGAACGUGAUGGACAGGGAAGCUUCAUCGAUGCCUCGAUGAACAUUGACUAUUACGACACUCCUCACCUCGCAACAACCGAAACGACAUCGACGAUGACGAGUUCAACGUGUAUCAGGUUGGAAGAUAGCAAGCUCCUUUCUCCGCAGGACAAUGACGUACACAGGGCCUUCGUUACCAAAAUGAAGAUGUACUCGCGUAGUACGGAGGUAUUGUGGAGUAACGAUUCCCUUCAAGGUCGAGACCGCCGCCUUCUUCUGUUUUUUCCUCUUCGUCCGGACCAUGUAGAUCUGUGGCAUAUGCAAAUGCGGCGCGACGACAACGGAGACGACUCGUACGGGCAGUGAUGACGUGUCCAGGUCGGUUUAAAGAGCGCUUCGUCUGACGUGGAGGAGAUUGGUGAAGGGGGUCGGGGUGGGCAUUCAGAAUGUUUCCCUCCUCUUCCACUACGCGAUCGCAUCGGUGAUGUACGUCAUGCCGCACCCAAAUCCAAUAAAUCCAACCCACGACCACCUCAAUGACGGUAUAUGCGUUUAUCAGGAGGCGGUGCGGAUGGAUGAAGGGGGCAGCCCAAGUCAUGAACCCCCGCACGCUAACACCUGAA
Laccaria bicolor S238N-H82 is the source of this 1604-nucleotide messenger RNA. RefSeq lists its product as uncharacterized. The coding region runs from base 1 to 1347 and encodes 448 amino acids. The record is from RefSeq and is a predicted model, not a curated record. Lineage: Eukaryota; Fungi; Basidiomycota; Agaricomycetes; Agaricales; Hydnangiaceae. The transcript has 16 exons.